GAGGAGAGCGAUGGAAAAGCCUUGCUCAGUCUCUUCUUCUCACUGAGGAGUUCAAAGAGCCCAGCGCUGUCCCGCACUCUCAAGGUUUUUGAGACAUUUGAAGCCAAGAUCCAUCAUCUUGAGACCAGACCCAGCCGAAAACCAAAGGACGGUUUGGAGGAUCUGGAGUAUUAUGUUCAGUGUGAGGUGCACCUGUCAGACGUGAGCACACUGGUCAGCUCUCUCAAGAGAAGCGCAGAGGAUGUCAAAACCACGAAAGAGGUCAAAUUUCAUUGGUUUCCCAGAAAAAUUGCUGAACUGGAUAAAUGCCAUCAUCUCGUCACCAAAUUUGAUCCGGAUCUGGAUCAGGAUCAUCCAGUAAGUGCUGGAUUAGUUCUUCUCUACUAAUAAAAUAAAAAUACACCUAAAUUUUGUCAUGUAUUUAUUUUUUAACUC
This is a messenger RNA of Sinocyclocheilus anshuiensis, 435 nucleotides long. Its product is annotated as tyrosine 3-monooxygenase-like. The record is from RefSeq and is a predicted model, not a curated record. Gene Ontology annotation, molecular function: iron ion binding; tyrosine 3-monooxygenase activity. Gene Ontology annotation, biological process: dopamine biosynthetic process from tyrosine. NCBI's taxonomy places the organism in Eukaryota, Metazoa, Chordata, Actinopteri, Cypriniformes, Cyprinidae. Gene Ontology annotation, cellular component: perikaryon; cytoplasm; axon. The transcript is spliced from 3 exons. The annotation marks the transcript as partial.